CUCCAGCCACACCCGUCUCUCCCCGCACGUCCACCCCCCUCCGCUCAGUCGCCGCCACCCUACCCCCAUAACCUUCCUGGCGCGAGAGGCUAUCCAGCCAACAAUGCGAGCUAUGGUGGUUACGCGUCUCGCGCCGUUGUGUCUGGUGCGCCGGUCAUGAAUUCACAGGCAUCUUUCAACGGUGGUGGGUACCAACCAAGUCCAUACCCAGCAGCUACCUCAUACUACCAGCAGCAACCGACUUACGCCACGGCCACACCUCCGCAAAUAAUCAACCCCUACCCCCUCCCUAAUCAAACCACUGGGACUGGGAGAAGCGGUGGCUAUGACCCAGAAGAGGAAGCCCGAAUCGCAGAAUGGAGCAGUGCAUACGCUCCCAAGGAUAACAAAGCUGGACAGAGUGGCAUGGGCAAUGCGAACGUGACGCCCCUCGGUACCCGCCCAGCUUCUACCGCGCCUGGAGAUGCCAAAACAACUCCCGAUACUGAAGCAGGGUCUGCGGCGGGAGGAAAGCAGAAGACUGUCGUCCGCCAAGGCGGAGGAAAGGUCUGGGAAGACUCUUCUCUCCUGGAAUGGAACCCUCUGCAUCCCCGACUAUUUGUCGGGAACCUCGCUGGCGAAGUCACUGAUGAGUCCUUACUCAAAGCUUUCUCGAAAUAUCCCUCAGUAUCAAAGGCCCGAGUCAUCCGAGACAAGAGGACGACGAAAAGCAAGAGCUAUGGCUUCGUAAGUUUCGCAGAGACGGACGACUUUUUCCGUGCCGCAAAGGAGAUGGAAGGAAAAUACAUUGGCAGCCACCCCGUCAGAAUCAAACGCGCAACUGCCGAGGUCACUGCAACCAACAAACGAGACGACAAGCAUGGAAAGCAUGGAAAGAACAACAAG
Molecule: messenger RNA, 885 nt
Organism: Lindgomyces ingoldianus
Lineage: Eukaryota; Fungi; Ascomycota; Dothideomycetes; Pleosporales; Lindgomycetaceae
Product: RNA-binding domain-containing protein
Exons: 1
Molecular function (GO): mRNA binding
Source: RefSeq, a predicted model, not a curated record